AACUUCAUAACCUGUUUUGUGUUUUUGUUGUGUUUUUUCCUACUUAAAGUUAUCUGUGUUUUUAUCACUGACUGGACAAACAUGGAUGAUAAAUACGUGUCUAAACUGUCACCUACUGUUGAUUUUUGGGCAGGGAUGUACCUGGUCAUAAUUGCCAUCCUGUCUAUCUUGGGCAAUGCAUCAGUCCUGGUCAGCGCAGGUCAUCGCCUCACCCUGCUGAAAGCUCCCGAGCUGCUGACAGUGAACUUGGCCAUAACAGAUAUUGGCAUGGCCCUCAGCAUGUAUCCUCUGUCCAUAUCUUCAGCUUUUAACCAUGCCUGGAUUGGAGGCGACACAUCUUGUCUCUACUAUGGCGUGAUGGGCAUGAUCUUCAGCAUAACCAGCAUCAUGACUCUGGCUGUGAUGGGGAUGGUGAGGUACCUGGUAACAGGAAGUCCACCCAAGGCAGGUAUCAAGUUCCAGAGGAGAACCAUCAGAAUUGCGAUCAGUGGGAUCUGGCUGUAUGCUAGCCUGUGGGCCUUGUUUCCUCUUCUGGGCUGGGGCAGCUAUGGGCCAGAGCCAUUUGGACUUGCCUGCUCAAUAGACUGGACGGGCUAUGGAGAGUCCCUAAACCACUCCACCUUCAUCAUGACCAUGUCUGUACUCUGCACAUUCAUCCCCUGUCUGGUCAUCCUCUUUACCUAUUUUGGUAUUGCCUGGAAGCUGCACAGGGCCUACCAAUCCAUCCAGAGCAAUGGUUUUCAAUAUGGCAAGAUUGAGAAGAAAAUCACUCUUGUGGCUGUGAUGAUUAGUUCAGGGUUCUUUAUUGCCUGGACUCCCUACGUGGCUGCCAGCUUCUGGAGCAUGUUUCACUCCCAGGAACAGGGCCACAUGGCUCCAUUUGUCACCCUGUUGCCAUGCCUCUUUGCCAAGAGCUCCACCGUAUACAACCCUUUAAUAUAUUUCAUCUUCCAGCGUAACUCCUGGCAUAAGCUCCUGUGUUCCCAGAGACCGAUGUUUUGUUGUUCUCAUCAUUCCAGUUCACCUGCUAACGGCGGGAAGCUGGAAGGCAAAGCUGUCAAAACUUCUGAGUCCACCAUUUUUGGAAAUAGGACUUAUGAAACCAGUGUGGAUCUAAUGAGAUCUUCUGGCAGACAGUCUGGGAGUGAGAUGUUGCCUUUGGGCUAAAACUGUAAUGAUGAAGUCUGCGACCUUGUUUGACCCUUUAAUUUGCCAUUGAAGAGGUAUGGGUUUCUAGAAAAUGUUGGGAAAUUAAUUUAUUUGCUUUUGUGCCAAGAAUUAGAAGAGAAGAUCAGUAUUUCAUGUAUAUAUGGUAAAUAUGUAGCUAGAGCAAGCAGCCAGUAAGCUUAUCUUAGGAGAAAGGAAUGGGGGGAACAGUUAGCUUGUUUUGUCCAAACCAUGGAUGUAUGGACCAUAGAGUGACCGUCCUGUGCAGCAGUCCUGAGGCUCGUUGCAAACGUAACAAAAUCCACCUACUAGUAUCUUUAGAUAACUGAUUAAAUGUUGCAGUGUUUAUGUGCCAGACUAUUUCUCUGUUGUGCUAGCUGUUUCCCCAGUUUCCAGUCUUGGUGCUAAGCUAACACGCUCUAUCUACAUAUUUACCAUACAAACAUGAGUGGAAUAAAUAUUUUCAUCUAACUUUCAGCAAAAGAGCAAAUGUCAAAUUUCUCAAAAUGUGGCGGAUGAAAUAAUAGAAGAUGAAAGAUGAAAUAAGCAGAAAGAGUGGAUUGUAUUUCCACAGAUCAGAGCAAGAGCUGCAUAAGACACAGAAAAACGUAGCAUAAAUAUUAUUGCUUACUUUUGAGUGUGAUCUUCCCUUUGCUUCCCAACUAAUUAACGACAGUAUGUGUAUGUCUUUGGUGAACUCUAAGUCUACAAUUGCCAUGAUAUCCUACGCAGUGUAGCUUGUGCUGCAUCGUUUUCCCAGCAUGCUAAGUUUGAGGUGAACUGGCAGCCUCAGUAAAUGGUAAUCAGCUUUAAAUUAUGGUUUUCAUGGCUUAAACAUAUCAGU
Molecule: messenger RNA, 2011 nt
Organism: Micropterus salmoides (largemouth bass)
Lineage: Eukaryota; Metazoa; Chordata; Actinopteri; Centrarchiformes; Centrarchidae
Gene: opn8a
Product: opsin 8, group member a
Exons: 4
Coding region: 82-1167 (361 amino acids)
Biological process (GO): G protein-coupled receptor signaling pathway
Cellular component (GO): membrane
Molecular function (GO): G protein-coupled receptor activity
Source: RefSeq, a predicted model, not a curated record